This is a messenger RNA of Eruca vesicaria subsp. sativa (arugula), 300 nucleotides long. The record is from the annotation of a GenBank genome assembly. Lineage: Eukaryota; Viridiplantae; Streptophyta; Magnoliopsida; Brassicales; Brassicaceae.
AUGUAUGGCCCCAUCAGUCAACUGGUUCUUGGUUUGAAUCCGGAUGCCUAUCCAAGUCCGGAUGCACUCAUGCAGAUUUUUGUAUCGACUAUAAAGGAGAAAACAUUCAUCCUCCAAGUGAAGGGGUCUGAUACCAUUAAAAAAGUCAAGACCAUGAUCCAUGAUCAGGGUGGCUUACCAGUGGACAAACUGAAUCUUAACUUUCUUGGCACCACGCUUGAAAACAGACACACCGUAGCUUACUACAACAUCAAGCCGGACUCCAAUCUUGUCAUUGUGCAGCGUGGUUGCAUCUGCUAA